AUGAUUGUUGAUUGUCGAAUGAUAAAAUCAAUAUUGGUAUUGAUGAUUUAUUUGAGUUGUUGGUCUUGUUGUUGUACUUUGGCAUUUGUACUUCCACAAGAGAUUAAUAAUAAUUGUACAUAUGCAGCACCCGAUGGAGGAAUGUUUGAACCAAACGAGAAUGACACCACACCAUGGUCAUGCACACCGACUGGAUUCUAUCCCUUUAACAAUUAUGUAUACAUCAACACCAAUGUGACGGUUCAGACCAUCCUUCCAUCCUACCAAUUUCCAUACUAUCUCAAUGACCUCGAAAUCGGAAGUCGAAACGACUCCACCAUUGUCUCUAAACUAGUCAUCCGAAAUAUAACCAUCUUUAACACCGAAUCCACCAUUGUCUAUAGUCCAUCCAUCAUGAUCAUCAACAACGAUUACAACGCAACAACUUAUUAUUUUUCCAAAGAAAUGAUCAUAAUGGGAUCAUUUAUCAGCCAAAAGUCAAGAUUAUUCUUAUCACCUGCCAAUUCUAGGCUUUUAGUUUCUGGUUUAUCAUCAACUUUUGAAUUAUAUAAUCAGGCAACUUUUAUUAUAAAUAAUUCGUCUGCCAAGUUUCUAUCAAGUGAUUAUGGUCCAAUUGAAAUAAGGUCUGGUUCUGAAUUGGUAGCAUCUAGUCACUCUAAAAUCAUUACCAUAUCCGAUAUGAUCAUGCAACAAUAUUCCAUUCUAAGAAUAACAAGUGGUUCCGAGCUAUAUUCAACCAUCAUGAAUACAACAAAAUCAAAACUAUAUUUUAAAAAUGCAAAUAGAAUUCAAUUUAAUCAUUUAAUUGUAACUGAUGGAGGAAUUGAUAUUAUAAAUUCAAAAUAUUAUAUUCAAAAAGAAUAUCCAAAUGAUGGUAAAGAUAAACAUCCAUUUCAACAAUUUGAAUGGUCAGAUACUUAUAUCAAUUCAUUUGAUGAGCUAAAAAAGAGAAAAUAUAAUGGUAGAAUGGAAUUAUUAAAUACUUGGAUGAAUAUUGAAAAUAGUACUUUUAAUUUAAAUUCUGCUACUUUUUUUGCUAAUUCAACAACAAUAGAUACAUACAAUUCAACAUUUUUAUUUAGAAACUCAAUAUUUGAAACCUUUUCAAUUGGUAGUAAAAAUGGAGGAGAAUAUAAUCAACUACAUGAUAUUAAUCGAUCUAGGAUCACUCUGUACAAUUCAACUUUUAAAAGUAGUGGUUCGUUUGAAAGUUUAACUUUUAAUGAUGCAAAAAUUAGAAUGGACAAUGACUCUACGAUUGAUUCAUCCUAUUCUCUAUCAUUCUAUCGAAGUGAUAUUAAAUCAAAUGGAACUAUAUCAUUUAAAGAAUUAUAUCUAUUUGGAAUUACUAUUAAUGAAUUUAGUGGUAGUUUUAAAUCUUUAAAGGGUGGAUUAUUAAAACUUUCAAGGCAUUCUUUCUUUUUGGAUCAUAGUGAAAGAAAUCAACUUGAUGAUAUUUCCAUUUUCUUAAAAGAGUCUACACUUCAAAUCGAACAACCAAGAACCUUUUCACAACAACAACAACAACAACAACAACAAAGUGGUUCUUCACAAACAACAAACUGUAUCUAUUUAAACGACUCGAUCAUUAUCAAUAAUAAUAUUCUCCAACUUUAUGAAAUUCCAAUCAUUAUCUAUGAUUCUAAAAGUGCAAAUACAACAAGUAGAAUCAUUAAUAAUGUUGUAAUGGGGAUUAAUAAUAUUACUUUUCAAAAACCAAAAAAUUCAAUAGAUGAUUUUAUAACUCCAAUAAUUGAAAAUAAUGGUUAUUUACAUAUUAAUGGAGAUUUAUCUUCAAUUCGUAUCGAACAAUCACAAAACAAAUAUAGUGCUGUUAAAUUAAAUUAUAAUAGUACGAUUAGAUCAAAGUAUCUUGUAAAUAUAGCAAAUGGAUCGAUUGGUGGAGAAGGCACUAUUGACGCUGAAAUGUACAUUGGUCAAUCCUCGACAAUUGGUAUACCACAAUCUAAAACUAAACUCCAAUUUAUUAAACCUGUAGAAUUUGGAAAUCAUUCAACUAUUCUUAUUUAUAUUGAUUCUAUUUCAAAUUUUACAAAUUUGAAUUUUAAAUCAAAUGUUUCACUACCAAAUUCAAAGUUAAUGAUAAAGAUUAAUUCAGAUUUAUUAUUUGGUGAUGGAAAUUUCGAAAUAAUCAAUUUAAAUAGUUUUAUGUCAAAUAUGGUCAAUUUCAGUACUGAUAUCAUGGUGUACAACUACCGAAAUCAAAAACAAGAUGUUUCAGUUCCAAUAUCUUGUAAUAUAAGAGUUCAAAGUAGUUUAGACUCUGUCACUGUCUCUUUUAAACAAUGUAUGGUGUCUGUUGUCUCUAAAGAUUCUGCAAUAUCUAGCUUUGGUAGUAAAUCAAUGUCUGCAGGUGUCAUCUCUGCCAUUGUAGCAGGAUCAAUACUUUUACUCUCCAUAUUAUUUGCCAUUUUUUAUUGUAUCAAAAAACAAAUUUCACAUGCCAACAAGGAAAGAAAUAGAAUUGGCAAUAACAACGAUAAUAAUAAUAAGGUUGACAAUAACAACAAUAAUAAUAAUAGUAGCAGUAGUAGUAGUAAUAGUACUAUAGCAGCACAAACGAGUGAUUUUCAUCAUCCAAAAGUUUAA
Cavenderia fasciculata is the source of this 2610-nucleotide messenger RNA. RefSeq lists its product as uncharacterized. Lineage: Eukaryota; Evosea; Eumycetozoa; Acytosteliales; Cavenderiaceae. The coding region runs from base 1 to 2610 and encodes 869 amino acids. The transcript is spliced from 7 exons. The record is from RefSeq and is a predicted model, not a curated record.